Molecule: messenger RNA, 2371 nt
Organism: Oncorhynchus kisutch (coho salmon)
Lineage: Eukaryota; Metazoa; Chordata; Actinopteri; Salmoniformes; Salmonidae
Product: transcription cofactor vestigial-like protein 4
Exons: 5
Coding region: 394-1209 (271 amino acids)
Biological process (GO): negative regulation of DNA-templated transcription
Molecular function (GO): transcription coactivator binding
Source: RefSeq, a predicted model, not a curated record
AAUCCUGUUUAUUCCUGAAAUAGCUAGUCUAUUCUAAGUGAAGUAGAUGCUUGGUUGGGUGGUGCAGGGACAGUCAUAGAACAGUUUACCAUUAUUUUCCUUCUCUGAGGUACCUACCUGUGAUUACACACUUCCUGCAACAAUAACAAAAGCAUCUAAAAUGGGGGAGGUUGUGAUCAGAACAACCAAUGACAAUGCAGGAAUACAUUUUCCUGAAAGACACUGCAGCUCUGUACAGCCUCCUGAUACGUUACCUGGGCAAGCUCUAGCCAAGCAUCUCAUUGCCUUUCCAUUACCAACCAGAACUUAGGCUCAUUGUGUCCUCUAAGCUCGAACAGACAAGGUGGUCCUCUGUAGUUGGCUUUAUUCACAGACAAAGACAAUUAAGGAGCCAUGGCUGUUGCAAAUUUCCAAUACAUAACUCGGAUGAGCAGUGGUUUCAAAGUCUACAUCUUGGAAGGUCAGCCCAACCAAAGAAGUGAAGAUAGAUUCAGGCAUAUGGCCAAUGAGAGAGUUCGAGUGCCCCAAGUGCACCCGGUCAAGCGCAAGCACAGCUUUGAGUGUGGUCUAACAUUGGAAGAAAGGCGAGAAAGGGCACAAAGCAGGAGCAACAUGAGAAGGCCAACUGUGUUUAGUGUUCCCCAGAGUCCCACAUCCUCCUGGAGCCCAACCCCCAGCCCCACAGGUCAUUUGCCCUGCCAUGUGUAUCCCACACCACCUAUUGAUGAGCCACUGGACCUAAUUAAGAAACCAAGGAAAGAGCCUGAGAGAACAGAGGAGAAAACCAAAAGCACCGCAGCCAUCAAUCAGAUGCGUCCUUCUGUGAUCACCUGUGUGUCCUCCACAAGAAAGCCCACCUGCAGAUCUGAGGUCGGCAGCAGUAGCCACUCCUCCACAGUGUUAUCUAAGCACAGCUAUGACCAUGUUGUGGAGGAACAUUUCAAGAGAAGCCUGGGGAUGGACUACCAAAUGGCCAGCUCCCGCCAACUCUCCAUCAGCGUCUCUGUGGAUGACCAUUUUGCCAAGGCCUUGGGAGAAAAGUGGUUUCAGAUCAAAUCGAAAUCCUCCUCAUGCUCCUCGUCUACAUCCUCUCCACCCAGCAGCCCAAGUUUCACUUACUCCCCCAGCUAUGGCCACAGCCCAAACCAAGCUCCCAAAGAGUCUCCAAGUACCACCACUCCCACCUCCAGCUUCUGGUCAGUCAAAUAAAACUACAGAGAGCUUUCCUGGAGAAAGAGUGAACUUUGAGACAUAGCAUUUAAUGCGAUACAGCGGCAGAUCCAUGCUUUUCAAGGAAUAAGAGCACCAAGGAGACAACGUUGGUGAAAGUGUAUACUGGAGAACAGGAAUGCAGGAAUACUAAGCUACUCUAUAUGGUUGAACCAUUGAGUGCAUCUCCAUGAGUCUAUUCCCUGCCAGUGGAAAGGGGAGUUAUUUCAAUUUCAGGGGACAAGCAAAUGUUGCAGUGAUGUCUUUAUUUCUCAAUUUCUGUCCCAGCCUGUCCCAGCCUUUUCAAUAGCAUAUCUAUCUCUGAAUAGAUGGUGAUGUGGGAUGAUAGUUGGAGAAAAGAAAUGUGCCAUUAUAUUUCAUUAAAUGUGCCAUAUUUCAUUUCAUUAAGGUGAUGAUGCCACUACUUUCGUGAUACUGUAUUUAUACUAUAUGUUUUUUAACGAACCUGGAUCCUAUUUUCUGUCUAAUAAAUUAUCUACUGUAUAUAGUGCUAACAAAUUCACAAAAUCUGUUCAAUACAGUAACUUCAUGUUUUUGUAUAAACUAUGGACAUCUCAAAAGGAAAAACCUAUUUGUGUUGGGAUAUUGCAAGUUAUUCCAUUAGCUUUAUGAAUUCAAACUUAAGCUAACCUUAUUAUUGUAUAAAAAAUAAACCUGGAGAUUUCAGAAAGAAAAUGUGUGUGCAAUUUAUACAUUAUGUACUUGUUCGAAAAAAAUGUAAUGCUUAGAAAACAGUUGAAAUGUAUGUACAAAACAUUAGGAACACCUUCCUAAUAUUGAAUUGCACCCACAGUCUCUCUUUGUCGAGGCGCUUGGGACCUACUACCAUACCCCUUUCAAAGGCACUUAAAUCUUUUGUCUUGCCCAUUCAUCCUCUGAAUGUACACCAUCCAUGUCUCAACUGUCUCAAGUCUUCAUCAUUCUUUAACCUGUCUCAUCCCCAUCAUCAACACUGAUUUGAAGUGGCUUUAACAGGUGACAUCAAUAAGGGAUCAAAGCUUUCACCUUGAUUCACCUGGUCAUUCUAUAUGGAAAGAGCCUAAUGUUUUGUACACUCAUUCAGUUCAUUAUCAUUACCUCCCUUGAGUCUAUGAUUGUAAUUGUUGUACAUAAGUUUUUAAUAAAAUACCACUGACUUACA